UUCAGUCGGUCGAUGCUCACCGGACAGGAAGCGUCUCGGAGACAGUCUGCGACCGGACGGCUCUAGGUGAGACAGAAGCCAAACAGGAGGAGGAAGUGGAGGGUAAGUGCUUCCGGGUCCCGUGGCGAAGACUCCGCCAUCUUUUCUUCGCCGAAUUUGACCCGUUCUCUUUCCCUCCUUGAAACCUUGCUCUGUACGCAUGCGCACUUUGUCUAGCCUGUCCCCUAGUUCAGGCUCCCCUCCGACUCAGCGUCCUGUUCCUUAGGGUUAUCGAGGUGUAUAAUGGUGCAGGGAAAGUGAGACUGUGUAAAACAAAGCGGAUUGGGGCGUUGUGUUUCCUUGUGCCUCGUGAGCCUCCGUUGCCUCGGGCGUUUGUUUCGCGCACCCUGCUGGGAGUUGUAGUCCUGGACCUGGAGGUGCCUGGGAGGCGGGAGGGGGGUUGGGGCUUCUCAGUGCCGAUUCCGCGGGAAGGGCCCUGGGGCCUCACAGUUCUAGUCGCGAGAGCCGAAGGUCUUACCCGGAGAGACGCAGCACGUGGAGCCUGUGCCGCUGCGGUUCUCGGCCGGCUCUGGAGCGCGGGCGGGGGCGACAGGGCCGAUUCCGGAGCGGGACUGAUCUUUUGAAAUACUUCAACCAUGACUAAAAGAGAAGCAGAGGAGCUGAUAGAAAUUGAGAUUGAUGGAACAGAGAAGCCAGAGUGCACAGAAGAAAGCAUUGUAGAACAAACCUACGCACCAGCUGAAUGUGUAAGCCAGGCCAUAGACAUCAAUGAACCAAUAGGCAAUUUAAAGAAACUGCUAGAACCAAGACUACAGUGUUCUUUGGAUGCUCAUGAAAUUUGCCUGCAAGAUAUCCAGCUGGAUCCAGAACGAAGUUUAUUUGACCAAGGAGUAAAGACAGAUGGAACUGUACAGCUUAGUGUACAGGUAAUUUCUUACCAAGGAAUUGAACCAAAGUUAAACAUCCUUGAAAUUGUUAAACCUGCGGACACUGUUGAAGUUGUUAUUGAUCCAGAUGCCCACCAUGCUGAAUCAGAAGCACAUCUUGUUGAAGAAGCUCAAGUGAUAACUCUUGAUGGCACAAAACACAUUACAACCAUUUCAGAUGAAACUUCAGAACAAGUGACAAGAUGGGCUGCUGCACUGGAAGGCUAUAGGAAAGAACAAGAACGCCUUGGGAUACCCUAUGAUCCCAUACAGUGGUCCACAGACCAAGUCCUGCAUUGGGUGGUUUGGGUAAUGAAGGAAUUCAGCAUGACCGAUAUAGACCUCACCACACUCAACAUUUCUGGAAGAGAAUUAUGUAGUCUCAACCAAGAAGAUUUUUUUCAGCGGGUUCCUCGGGGAGAAAUUCUCUGGAGUCAUCUGGAACUUCUCCGAAAAUAUGUAUUGGCAAGUCAGGAACAACAGAUGAAUGAAAUAGUUACAAUUGAUCAACCUGUGCAAAUUAUUCCAGCAUCAGUGCAAUCUGCUACACCGACUACCAUUAAAGUUAUAAAUAGUAGUGCAAAGGCAGCUAAAGUACAAAGAGCUCCAAGGAUUUCAGGAGAAGACAGAAGCUCACCUGGGAACAGAACAGGAAACAAUGGCCAAAUCCAACUAUGGCAGUUUUUGCUCGAACUCCUUACUGAUAAGGAUGCUCGAGACUGUAUUUCUUGGGUUGGUGAUGAAGGUGAAUUUAAGCUAAACCAGCCUGAACUGGUUGCACAAAAAUGGGGACAACGUAAAAAUAAGCCUACGAUGAACUAUGAGAAACUCAGUCGUGCAUUAAGAUAUUAUUAUGAUGGGGACAUGAUUUGUAAGGUUCAAGGAAAGAGAUUUGUGUACAAGUUUGUCUGUGACUUGAAGACUCUUAUUGGAUACAGUGCAGCAGAGUUGAACCGUUUGGUCACAGAGUGUGAACAGAAGAAACUUGCAAAGAUGCAGCUCCAUGGAAUUGCCCAGCCAGUCACAGCAGUAGCGCUGGCUACUGCUUCUCUGCAAACAGAAAAGGAUAACUGAGCCCCAGUACGUUCUGGGACUCCAAAGUCUUUCUUAAAAUGUUUAGAGCAAGUAUAGCUCUUACCUUUAUUAUCGAAUUUGAAUCUUCUUUUAUUUCUAGACUGUACAAUCUGAUGCAUGAUUUUUUUUAUAAAUAUUUCAUACUCUUGUGAAUUUGGAUCUUUUUACUUUGAGCAUAUAUUUUAGAAUAUGUGUAUGUUAAAUUAUCUCCACAGUGUCUGCAGCGUGAAGGCAGGUUCAUUGUGGAAUAGUUUGUUAAAACAGUCAGGAAAGCUAAACUGGUCAGUAUUAAUGUGUAGCCCUACCAAAAAUAGCCAGUAGUAUCUGAAAAUGAAAAAUAAAUGAAGUAUCUUCAGGAAACAGUCUGGCUUAACUAUUUUUGAAAAUAUAACUGUUUCCCCUCUCUGCUGCUUUAGAUGUUGCUUUACCUAGAACCAGAAAAUGGAAUUUCUCAGCUAAAGCAUGUGCCUGUUUCAUCUAAUCAAGCAGAGCUAAAAUGUUCAUAGUGAAUAAAAUUAUAUUAAUAAAUUACUAAACUAAGAGUAUCAGGUUAUUUAUAUAUUUGCAAGCAAAGGACAGUAAGAAGUUGACUGGCAAAAGAACAGUGCUGAAGGAGAAGAUCGAGGUUUAAAUCUGGCUUAUUAACUCAAGCCAGUUUUAAGGGUUUUCUGAAUAGAUUAUUCAUGUCAGACCAAGAAUUUAAAUUAUUUUGAGAGAGACAUUUAAUUCUAAUAAACCAGCUGUUACAGAAAUUAUAAAAUGAUCUCUGUUUUUUCUGUCAGAGAUUUAAAAAACUGAAAAAGGUAUACCUCAACCCAAAAAUAAAGGUUUGGUUUGGUUUGUUAUGGCUUCCUUUUUUUUAAAAAUUACCCUAUAGUGCCAGUUUAUUAUGCAAAGCAGCUUAUAUUCCUGUGUUUCUGAUAAAAUGAAGACUUUAAAUCAGUCAGCAGUACUUUACCUUUCAAGGCAUUAGUAAAUUACUUGCAAAUAGUUUUAAAAGGAAAAUUUGACCUUUGUUAUAGGCAGACUUCUCUAUAAAACAAUACUUUUCUACUUUUUUCUUUUGAAUAUAUAUGUGUACACAUAUGUCUAUAUACAUAUUCAGUUGAUCAUUUUAUAAUAAACAUACAUGAAGGCAUAAAGACAUGCAGAAGUUAUUAACUCAUUUUAAGACUUCUAAUUAUUGCAUAUAUGACAUUCCUUACACAAGCUAACACUAAACAAAAAUGGCUAGAAGUGUCUCAUUUGUUUGUUUUAAGAUAUUAAGCACGAAUUAUUAUAUGAGACUGGCAGAUAGCUAUUAAUCCUCUUACAGAUUUGAGAAUGCUGAUUCUCAAAUAUUUAUGUACCUUCUCCUUUAUCUUCUUUAAAUCUGUCCCUUUAAAAAGCUUCUUAAGAGCUCAGUUAAUGCUUUUGACUUAACUAGGAGAAAGGGAGGUGAUAAUACAGGCAAAAUGGCAUUGUUAGCAAUUCUGGUAGUGGUUUGGAAUGAAUCUUAAGAGGCAGGGAUCUUAAGGUUAAGGAAGAGGGGAGACAGAGAAGAGGGAUCUUUGAUCUCUUUCUCUGGUAAUCUUAAAGCAUAAUUUUACUACAACAUUUUCUUUUAAUUCAUUUAUAUUAAGUCCUUUCUGCAGUGGGUAUCUGAGCAGAGUAUUUCCGUUCUUUUUUGAAAGAGAAUAUAUGGACAAAUUGUUAGUACAAUUUGGGCACUGUGGUUGUAAGAAUAUCAGUAAAAUAACAAUAUGAAAAUAUACAGAAGCUCUAGCUUCAGAUAACAAAUAGACAGCUUGAAAGGUUUGUACCAUCCUCUUACAACCUAGGGAGCUGAAAAGUUGCUUGUAGUUUUAAAAAAAUAAUAAAGUAUACCCUUCUGGUAUAUUAUCAAGAACUUAAGAAUCUUGACUUUCAUAUUUAAAAUGCUUUUGGGGAGACAUAUAUUAAAAUUUUAGCCAGCAUGACAAACAUGUCUCAAUUAUAUAUGUGUGUGUAUGUUCUUAAAGCUAGAAACACAUUUGUUUUAGAUCCCUAGAAUGAAAAUUUUUUUUCUCAUCUAUGCAAUUACCAUAUGCUUUUUUAAAAAAUAUUUUAUUCAUUUUCUAUGGCAAUUUUCAUUUUAUUUCUCAUCAUAAUUUGAACAGAGACAGUUCUCAUAUAUGAUCAGAUGCUUUUUCUUAUCAUUUAUGCACGACAACGUAGGUAAGUAAUAUGACUAAUUUCUCCAGUUGAUCCAAGAAACUCAUUACUUUGCCUCAAAUUAUUUAUAAAAUAUUUGUUUUACUUACUGAGGUUACAGUUAUCAGAAAGCCAGGUAGUCUUUUCUUCUAUUAAAAGAUAACAUUGGGAAAGAAAAUAAAAUUAAUGCUAUUCAUUUUCAUUUUUAUAUAUGAAUAUUUCACAGAAUUUACAGUAUAUGCAAAGGAAGAAAGAAUUAUUAGUGGUCAUUUUUACCUUAAAAAUACAAGAAUAUAAGUAAAAGAAAUGUUCAUUUAUGUUUUAAAACUUGUUUUUCAUAUAAAGUUUUUAUUGAGCCAACUUUCAUACAUAUCUCACUAGCCUGAAGUCUAAAUAUUUGUGUUGAUAUCAGAAAAUCAAACAAAUUAGGCAGGAUUACCAUGUGUGGUUCAUCUUCAGAUAAAUUGAUCACAUUCAUUUUUGUAUCAGUCUAUGUCAUUUAAUUAGGAAAAACUGUUUGGUUUUCUCCCCUGAUUAAUGUUGAUACUCAAGUAUGACACAAAAAGAAUUGUACCACCAAAUAUUUUGUGAGGUCUGAUGUUUUUCAUAUUCAUCAUUUUAUGCUACUGCCUUUAAGAACUUGAAAUAGCACAAAAAUGUUUUAAAAUUCAUAAUUGCAAAACAAACCUGUGACUAACUUAAUGUCUUCAGAUCUAAAGGGUGUAAAAAUAUUGACACUUCAAUAUUUCACUUGCUGCGAGGAAAAAAAAAUUCUCAAUCUUUUGUAAAAGGGAGGAGGACUUUUGCAUACAUUUUUACUCUUUAAAUAACGACACUUAUACUGUCAUAAUAACAAUUAUGUAUUUCUUUGUGGUUUUGUUUUGUAAUUUUACAUAAAACAGUUAUUUUCUAUUUUUACGCAGAUAAAAAAAUAUUUGUGCAUAAAAUGUAAAAAUAGUAAAAUGAGAAAAAUAAAACUAUUAUACAGUA
Messenger RNA from Saimiri boliviensis boliviensis (Bolivian squirrel monkey), 5162 nucleotides. It is a transcript of the gene GABPA, whose product is annotated as GA binding protein transcription factor subunit alpha. Gene Ontology annotation, cellular component: nucleus. The record is from RefSeq and is a predicted model, not a curated record. Gene Ontology annotation, biological process: cell differentiation; regulation of transcription by RNA polymerase II. Lineage: Eukaryota; Metazoa; Chordata; Mammalia; Primates; Cebidae. Gene Ontology annotation, molecular function: sequence-specific DNA binding; DNA-binding transcription factor activity, RNA polymerase II-specific.